ACCCUGACUUAGCAUACACAUACACUAUAAAUAAGGUAUUUAGCAAAACUAUCUUGGUUUAUCAAUAAAAGAACCAAAGGUUGAGAGGUGAACUAAAGCUAACAUUCCUCAGGCACAUCCCAUCUUGUCAGCAAUGGCAGAGGCAAUCACUACAACAAAGAGGUAUGCAGUUGUAACAGGGUCAAAUAAAGGAAUAGGGUUUGAGAUAUGUAGGCAAUUAGCUUCUAAGGGAAUCAUAGUGGUGUUGACUGCUAGAGAUGAGAAGAAGGGUUUUGAAGCCCUUGAGAAACUCAAAAGUGAUGGCCUCUCUGAUCAUGUGGUGUUCUGUCAACUUGAUGUUGUGGACCCAUCUAGUGUUGCUUCCUUUGCUGAUUUUAUCAAGUCCAAAUUUGGAAGGCUUGAUAUCUUGGUGAAUAAUGCUGGAAUUGUUGGAGUCAAGAUGGACUGGGAUUCUUUGCAGUCAUCGGACGGUAGUUGGGAAGAAGUCGCGAGCUCAAUGAAAAAAAUAACGACUCAAAGCUACGAGUUGGGUAAUGAAUGCUUGCAAACAAACUACUACGGCACAAGAGCGAUGACCGAAGCACUCAUUCCCCUCCUCCAGCUCUCUGAUUCACCAAGGAUUGUAAAUGUCUCUUCUGGGAUGGGGAGGCUACAGUUCAUACCAAGUGAAUGGGCAAAAGGAGUGUUGAAUGAUGUCGAAAGCCUUACAGAGGAGAGAGUAGAAGAGGUACUGAAUGAGUUUCUAAAAGAUUUCAAAGAAGGUGCGUUAGAAACCAAAGGUUGGCCUACUUUUUCAUCUGCAUAUACAGUGUCAAAAGCAGCCAUAAACGCGUACACAAGAAUUCUGGCCAAGAAGUAUCCCACAUUCCGCAUCAACUGUGUUUGCCCCGGUUGGGUUAAAACAGAUAUAAACAACAACAUCGGCAAAAAAACUACAAAACAAGGUGCUCAAUGUCCUGUGAAGUUAGCCCUGCUGCCUGAUGAUGGGCCUUCCGGCCUCUUCUUUAUUAACAAUGAACCAGCAUCUUUUGUAUGAGAAUUGUUUGUUUCAAUCUUGCAGAUAUACACACAUUACGUGACUUUCUACGCAAAUAAUACUCAUGUUAUUUGUACAAGUUUUGUUAUGAAUAGCUUGAGGCAAUAAAACUAUAUGGUGAAACCUAGGUGCAUUUUUAUUUUUAUUUUUAUAUAUAUGGUUCAUGUAAUCAAAAUUUAAUAUAUAUGAAAAUUUGUGCCUUUUUAUUU
Messenger RNA from Camellia sinensis, 1245 nucleotides. RefSeq names its product (+)-neomenthol dehydrogenase. Gene Ontology annotation, molecular function: oxidoreductase activity, acting on the CH-OH group of donors, NAD or NADP as acceptor. The record is from RefSeq and is a predicted model, not a curated record. Gene Ontology annotation, cellular component: membrane. NCBI's taxonomy places the organism in Eukaryota, Viridiplantae, Streptophyta, Magnoliopsida, Ericales, Theaceae.